This is a messenger RNA of Penicillium robsamsonii, 2277 nucleotides long. RefSeq names its product polyprenyl synthetase family protein. Gene Ontology annotation, biological process: isoprenoid biosynthetic process. Gene Ontology annotation, molecular function: prenyltransferase activity. Bases 1 to 2277 code for a protein of 758 amino acids. The transcript has 4 exons. The record is from RefSeq and is a predicted model, not a curated record. NCBI's taxonomy places the organism in Eukaryota, Fungi, Ascomycota, Eurotiomycetes, Eurotiales, Aspergillaceae.
AUGUCUACAGCGGUCAUGGAGGACAUCUGGAGAUAUUCUCAGCCGAUAGACCCGGAGGCAGUCAAGAAGACGCCAUCUUUCACGACCUUGCCUGUCCGCGUCAAUAAGCGAGAGGAUGUGGCAAAUGAUGCAACCAACAGAUCUCUCCGGGAAUGGGAUGAGGCUCUUCAUGAUGGUCUGGCCGACAGAGUAUUAGUUUCUUUCAGUGACCUCGGAAAUCUGGGAGCAUUUGCUUACCCAGAAGCGUCUGCGGACAGACUGCUCAUUUUAACCUAUCUUACCGAUUUAGGGAUGCUUCACGACGAUGGCUACGAAGCUAUGGACAUGGAUUCCGCAAGGAUAGAACACCGUGAACUCGGACUUCUGUUCGACCCAAACAAACAGUAUCAGCCAACUUCUGGCACCCGAGCUCCCAAAAUAAAGAAGCUCGUGUCAAAGAUAUUGCUAGAGGCCAUUGAUAUUGAUCACGACAUGGGAAUGUACAUGUUUGAUAUGUACAACAAAGGGUGGCUGGCUGUUGCUGGAAAUGCCAAAACCUGGCAGUUUGAUUCCAUUGAGGAUUAUCAAGCAUACAGGAGAAACGACUUUGGAGCUACGGCUUUCUGGGCAAUGACGGAGUUUGCAGUCGGCGUGCGGCUAUCAGACGACGACAGGAAGCUCAUCCAACCCGUCAUGGAGCCAAUCGAAAAAGCAGUUGUUUGGACCAAUGACUACUGGAGCUUUGAUCGCGAGAAUUACGAGGCAGCAGUCAACGGAAGUCGACUAGUCAAUGUGGUGGAGGUAAUUCGUCGCGUUGGGAAUUUAUCCGUUGACGAGGCGAAAGCCGAGGCUCGUCGGUUAUUAGUCGAUACCGAAAAGGAAUACACCGACAGGAAGGACGUGCUUUAUGCCCAAAACCCGUCGAUUUCCCCAAGCCUGAAGAGGUGGGUGGAGUUGGUAGGCGCUAUCGUCGGCGGGACACAUUAUUGGGCCAGCAGCGCCCCCCGGCACCGAGCCUGGCACAAUAAAGAUAUGGCCAAAUCUGCCGAUGGCCCAGUGGUCGAUACUCGACCAUUUCCAAGCCAUUCGGAAGGGCAGCAUGCUCUUAAUGAGGAUUUGAACGAUCUUAACUCGAACAGUGGUAGUCCCAGCAGCCAGCAACCAUCCCAAAUCAAACCAUCUGAUUGCGGAAGCCCCAACAACCAGCCAGGAAGUGUGUCGGUGUCGUCAACAGCUGGGACAGUUCGAAAGGUAGAAGAGAAUGGCGCGCCGCUUCAAUCUGACGGAUCGCACAAGGUACGAAAGGUAGAAGAGAAUGGCGCGCCGCUUCAAUGUGACGGAUCGCACAAGCUCCCGGAACUCAAAUGGUCUAAACCGGCCAAUACAGCUCUCCAGGCGCCCAUUGACUACAUCUGUGGCAUGCCGUCCAAAGGAGUGCGAUCCACAUUAAUUGACGCCUUCAACUACUGGUUGAAGGUGGAUGAAACAACAUUGGAAAAUGUCAAGGAGCUAGUUGGCUUUCUUCAUAACGCAUCUCUGAUAUUGGAUGAUAUCGAGGAUUGCUCCCCUAAGCGACGGGGUAUGCCAGCCACACACGUUCUCUUCGGCCAAUCCCAAGUGAUCAACAGUGCCAACUACAUGUUUGUUCGAGCAGUACAAGCCGCACGCCAGUUCCACAACCCGAAAGCUGUGGAAAUCCUGCUGGAAGAGUUAGAAAACCUCUAUCUCGGUCAGAGCUGGGAUUUGCACUGGAAGUACAAUCUCACCUGUCCCUCCCCCGACGAAUAUAUGAAUAUGAUUGACAACAAAACGGGUGGAAUGUUCCGUCUUCUGCUCCGACUCAUCCAAGACGAAACGAGUCAGGACCUACUUCCCGUAUUCGACCGGCUAAUCACCGCGUUUGGACGGUUUUUCCAAAUCCGCGAUGAUUAUAUGAAUCUCUGUGAUAUUUCAUAUGCUAAGCAGAAAGGGGAAUGUGAAGACCUCGACGAAGGCAAAUUCUCGUACCCGAUUGUCUAUUGUGCUGCAACCCAUCCCGACUUCAAAUCCCUGAUCAACGGUCUUUUCCGGCAACGGCCCGCAUCAAGCACCAUUGGCGUGCAACCGCUACCUUCAGAGAUCAAGCAAUAUGUUGUCGAGUUCCUCCAGUCAAGCAGUACAUUCCAACAUUGUCGAGAGCAUCUAAUUGAUUUGGAACGAUUGAUCUUGGAGGAGAUUAGCAAGAUUGAAAACACAACACAGGAAACGAACCCUGUUUUACGGCUGUUGGUGCAGAAGCUUAGUCUGCAAGAGCAUUAA